UCAGCUGCAUUCAUUUGUUUUCAUUGCAAGCAUUUGUAUUUCCCUGUUUAAUAGAGUUUCCCAAUCCACAAAUGCUCACCGACAGAGUUCUUACCACCAAGGAGGCGCUAGUGGUGGCUCUGGGCGACAACUGGGAGCGUUACCGGGCCAACAUGAAGAACUGGUUCCGCAGCCGUUGGUCCAAGGAGGAAUUCGAUGCGGAGUCGCGAAAAAUCCUUACCCCGGAUAAACUGCAUCUGCACAAUCAGUUCCUGCUCGCGUUGCUCAACAAGAUCGACGCCUUCGCUCCGCUGGAGAAUCCUCCGGCUGUCCAAACCAGCAGCAGCAGUGGAAACCGAAGCAAACGGCGUAAGAGAAGUUCCCGCACCUUUGCCGAGCGCCUUAACUUUGAGCUCUGCGACGUCCUGGAGUUUGUCACCGAGGACAACAUGCAAAUCAUCCGUCCGCCGUCCACAAUCGGUGGACCUUCGGAGCAGCAGCAGCAGCAGCUCCAGUCACAGCGCUACUGCGCCCAGGAACUUUUCCUGCCGGAUGCGGGAUUCAUUAUGGGACGAUUUCUGAUCGGCGCCUGGGAAAUCGGACUCGUUUCCGUGGACGACAAUGUCGCCGAGUACGUUGCCAUGGCCGUGCAAGUUCUGCUCAAGGAUCUGCUAUCGGCCAUCAUCAAGAAGCGAAAGCACUACAAGACCAGCGGCGAGGGAAACUUUUACUACGAUGUAGGUGCGCCACUGCGUGAUCCUUCGCUGCGCAACACAGUCACCCGCCAGAAGGUGGACGACACGCCGCUGGAACUGGACAAGGAGCUGAAUACGGCCAACUUUAUGCGGCGACAGAAUGACGAUGUGACCUUUCUUUCCGCCUGUGAAGAAGUCCAACCCACCGAACGCACAGUUAUCACUCUCAAGGACUGUCAACUGGCCUUCCGGGAUCGCAACCUGAUCGGCUCCCAUGCCGUCUACUCCAUUAACAUGGAACGACUCAACAUGAUGAUGCAUUAGUUUAUUAGUUGUACCUAUUUUAAUCAACUCCUGUAAAAAUAUAUACAUUUUACGCUUA
Messenger RNA from Drosophila santomea, 1056 nucleotides. Its product is annotated as transcriptional adapter 1-like. Bases 72 to 998 code for a protein of 308 amino acids. The record is from RefSeq and is a predicted model, not a curated record. NCBI's taxonomy places the organism in Eukaryota, Metazoa, Arthropoda, Insecta, Diptera, Drosophilidae. Gene Ontology annotation, molecular function: transcription coactivator activity. Gene Ontology annotation, cellular component: SAGA complex. The transcript is spliced from 2 exons. Gene Ontology annotation, biological process: regulation of transcription by RNA polymerase II.